GUAGGUACAAGGGAUAAAAUGAGGCCGCUCUUGAGGCAUUACUACCCAAAGACUAAUGCUUUUGUGCUUGUUGUAGACUGUAUCAACAGAAAUAAAAUUACAGAUGCAAAAGAGGAACUACAUAGACUUGCGCCUUCAGAAGUUGAAGUGAAUGGUGUUCCUAUUGCUGUCGCUUUGAAUAUGAGAGAUUUUCCCGAUAGUAUGUCAAAAGAUGAGAUAAUGGAAGAACUAGAAAUUGAGACCAUUCAGAAAGAUAGGCCUUGUGAAGCUUUUCUGACGACAAUCAGACCCACUGACGAAGUGGAAACGGAGUUCGAUAAAUUAAUGGAAUGGAUUGUCAAGGAAACAGCCAAACAACAAAAUGAACCUGCAUUAAGAAAUCCUAAAGAAGAUCGUUUCUCUGCAUACAUAUGGCAACCGAUUAUGAAGAUGAAAAGCUUUAUGUUUGAUUGAUGACAGUAGUCAAUUCAUUGGUCGUGUCCUGUACAUGUGCAAUACUAUAGUUUUGGAUUUUUUCCCCGCUUUCGCGAAAGCGAGGAAACAUUUAAUCUCAGUCGUCUGUCUAGCUGUCCGUUAGUCAGUCA
Molecule: messenger RNA, 584 nt
Organism: Saccostrea cuccullata (small rock oyster)
Lineage: Eukaryota; Metazoa; Mollusca; Bivalvia; Ostreida; Ostreidae
Product: ADP-ribosylation factor 1-like
Exons: 1
Coding region: 19-453 (144 amino acids)
Biological process (GO): intracellular protein transport; vesicle-mediated transport
Cellular component (GO): cytoplasm
Molecular function (GO): GTPase activity; GTP binding
Source: RefSeq, a predicted model, not a curated record